GUAAGAGAAGAAGGGAGGCAUUUAGAGAGAAGGGGGAGGGACAACUUGGAUGUUGAGGGGCUCGGCGGGAGGGAGGAGCGCGGGGAGCUGCGACACCAAUGCAAGUGCUCAACGACGAUCGGCAGCUGCGCUUCGACAUUCAGCAGGUGAACGUGUCAGCACCCAGCAUUGCUGACUUGGCGGUGUACUCGCUCCUUGCACAGCGUGUGACGUACACGGGCGUCUAUGUGGACAUAUCGCCAGUGCCUGGUCAGGAGUCCACGCGAGUGUUCAUCGAGUUCCGAGCCAUCCAGGUAGCGACGAACUUCGUGCACAGCGUUGCUACCUUCACCAGGGAUUUAACCAUCUUGCCAGAGCACGAUCGGGAGCCAACGUACAGGUUCUUGCGCGAAUACGCUCUCCAGCUCCCCUAUCCCAUGCGCAACUUCCCCGAGUACCUGGUGGAGCUGACGGACGUUGAGCAGUUGUCGCCCUCUGACGAGGACGCGUGGGAGCUGCAUCGGGUGCUGUAUUCAUCGGUGGUGCUGGGCAUGUUUACGUUCUUCGUGGAGUACGAAGUUCAUAACAUCGGCGAAUUUCUAGCUUCGGCUUGGCAAUUACGUAGUAUACGUAUAGAAAUUCUACCAUCGGAUCCGUAUCUUCAGUGGAGUGCAUGCUUGGAAGAGCCUGGGGACGAAGACUCUCUACCAUCGCGGCAGGGGUAUCUGAAGCCAUACGGCCUCGUCAAUCACGCUUUCUAUCCGAAGGCGGGGGAGGUGGUGAUAGACGAAGAGGAAGGUGACGACGACGAGGAAACAUCGGAAGAGGGAAGCUAUAGCAAGUAUAGCGAGGGCGAGCAGAGCGAAGAAGAAGAAGAGGAAGAAGACACCGGGUCUGAGUGGGAAGCCUUGUCGGAGGAAGCGACGCGUACUGGCACGGAGGCGGAAGAUCCUGAGGCAGCGCGCAAGCGGGAAGAAAUUACCACCGGAAAACGCCAGCUGGAGUUUGCCAGCGGAGCAAGUCUGCGCUUCGGUGACGAUCCAACCAGGGAUCCGGAGCCGCCGAAGCCCGAAGAUGGCGACCAAGCAGCCGCCACCCCAAGCACCUCACGGCGGAGACGGAGUCGAUCCUCCUCCCCUUCCAGCCCCACCCGUCCCCCAGUUCGUCCACGUACCGAUGCGGGGGAUAGGCCUUCGUCCCCGGUCACUAUCCCGCCGUCCCCUUGAUUACCUCACCCUCGAGCAUAUCCACACCCCUGUCACCUUCCCCCGCCACCCCUUCCCUCCCCAUCGCUUCCGUGAUUUCUACUCUACGCGCCUAAUCGCUAC
Molecule: messenger RNA, 1307 nt
Organism: Chara braunii
Lineage: Eukaryota; Viridiplantae; Streptophyta; Charophyceae; Charales; Characeae
Source: the annotation of a GenBank genome assembly